AUGAUGGGAAUUAGGCUCGGAGGACGGGACGGCUUCAUCAGGACGGCUUCAUCAGGACGGGACGGCUUCAUCAGGACGGCCUCAUCAGGACGGGACGGCUUCAUCAGGACGGCCUCAUCAGGACGGCCUCAUCAGGACGGCUUCAUCAGGACGGGACGGCUUCAUCAGGACGGGACGGCUUCAUCAGGACGGGACGGCUUCAUCAGGACGGGACGGCUUCAUCAGGACGGCUUCAUCAGGACGGCUUCAUCAGGACGGCUUCAUCAGGACGGCUUCAUCAGGACGGCUUCAUCAGGACGGGACGGCUUCAUCAGGACGGCUUCAUCAGGACGGCUUCAUCAGGACGGCUUCAUCAGGACGGCUUCAUCAGGACGGCUUCAUCAGGACGGGACGGCUUCAUCAGGACGGCCUCAUCAGGACGGCCUCAUCAGGACGGCCUCAUCAGGACGGCCUCAUCAGGACGGCUUCAUCAGGACGGGACGGCUUCAUCAGGACGGGACGGCUUCAUCAGGACGGGACGGCUUCAUCAGGACGGCCUCAUCAGGACGACCUCAUCAGGACGGGACGGCUUCAUCAGGACGGGACGGCUUCAUCAGGACGGCUUCAUCAGGACGGCUUCAUCAGGACGGCUUCAUCAGGACGGGACGGCUUCAUCAGGACGGCCUCAUCAGGACGGCUUCAUCAGGACGGGACGGCUUCAUCAGGACGGCUUCAUCAGGACGGGACGGCUUCAUCAGGACGGCUUCAUCAGGACGGCUUCAUCAGGACGGGACGGCUUCAUCAGGACGGCCUCAUCAGGACGGCCUCAUCAGGACGGCUUCAUCAGGACGGGACGGCUUCAUCAGGACGGCCUCAUCAGGACGGCUUCAUCAGGACGGGACGGCUUCAUCAGGACGGCUUCAUCAGGACGGGACGGCUUCAUCAGGACGGCCUCAUCAGGACGACCUCAUCAGGACGGGACGGCUUCAUCAGGACGGGACGGCUUCAUCAGGACGGCUUCAUCAGGACGGCUUCAUCAGGACGGCUUCAUCAGGACGGCUUCAUCAGGACGGCCUCAUCAGGACGCUUCAUCAGGACGGCUUCAUCAGGACGGCUUCAUCAGGACGGGACGGCUUCAUCAGGACGGGACGGCUUCAUCAGGACGGGACGGCUUCAUCAGGACGGCCUCAUCAGGACGGCCUCAUCAGGACGGCCUCAUCAGGACGGGACGGCUUCAUCAGGACCUUAAUUGAGUUUGUGGUCUUGAGCAGUUAA
Molecule: messenger RNA, 1254 nt
Organism: Knipowitschia caucasica
Lineage: Eukaryota; Metazoa; Chordata; Actinopteri; Gobiiformes; Gobiidae
Source: the annotation of a GenBank genome assembly